Molecule: messenger RNA, 366 nt
Organism: Angiostrongylus costaricensis
Lineage: Eukaryota; Metazoa; Nematoda; Chromadorea; Rhabditida; Metastrongylidae
Source: the annotation of a GenBank genome assembly
AUGAACCUUAUUGGAGUCGUUCCAACGCUCAGUCAUGCGAGGCCUUCUAGCCGUGGGAAUAAAGAGCUCCAGAAAAAUGUGUUCGAGGCGAAAACGGGCGAAAAGAGUGAAGUCAUAGUGAACUGUGUGACCGCCAAUGUGAAUGGAGAUUAACUUCUUGAGGAGUCGGAUAUUCAUGGCCUGGAAGAGUUUUUAAUGAAUGUAGAAGAUGAGCGGACUCGAGAAGCUGUAGUCGAACUUCUGGAAGCAAAGCAAAUGGAGAACGAGAAGCAGGUCGAGAUGCGGAUGCGAAGGAUCAUUAACCAGCUGCCGAGCGACGUUCUCAAACAGUUAUUCGACAUCUACAAGCAGACUUUUCCACAUUGA